GGAAAAGUACCAACAGCUACAGGAGCGUUCGAAACGGCGUGACACGACGGCGAGUACAGACAAAACGCCGCCACAAUCUGCAGCUUAAGGUGGCUCAUUCGCUUCCCACUUACUGAGGAAAGGGGUCACCCCGGUAAUUUAAAGGGUAAUUUUCUAUAUAUACACAUACAUAAAUAAAUACGUUUAAGUGUAAUAAACACAGAUGAAAGAACACGAGAACCCUGUUGAAAAUUGAAGCUUUAAUGUUCUUAUAACCCUUCUACAAGACAGAAUUAGGGCUUUGAUAAUCACCCUAGAAUUAAAGAGGCUGAUGGAACUAUGAACACCAUAUAAAGAGAAUGCCAGGGGUACCUCUUGUCCGUGAAACUACGAAUAGUGUUUGCAAUUGCAGUUACUCUAGAACUGCAGAUCACAUGUGCCGUGAGGACACCUGUGCGCAUUUGUCCCUGGAAGAGCAAAUUGCAGCUGAGGAGAGCCUGUCGAUCUAUUGCAAACCGGUUGAGCUAUACAAUAUUCUUCAGCGCCGUGCAGUUAGAAAUCCAUCCUUUCUACAAAGAUCUUUGCGGUACAAAAUCCAAGCAAAGCACAAGAAGAGGAUAAAAGUUACAAUAUCUCUACCCACAACUGUAAAUGAUGGAUUUCAAAUUCAAAGUCUCUUUCCCCUGUGUAUAGUGUUAGCAAGGCCUGUUUAUUGCCCAGCAGUUGCUGAGCACUCUGAAGUUUAUCGUUUUAAUCGAGCAUGUAUUUUAACAACCUCCACUGGAGCUCAAGGGGCAAAUCAAGAUCAUGGAACAUUUGUUCUCCCUGAGAUUAAUAAGCUAUCAGCAGAAGUCAAGCCUGGCUCUCUUUCCAUCUUGUUUGUCAGCUGCUCCGAAUUUUUCAAAGACCAGAUGGACAUGUCAUCAUUGCCUGACAAUGUCGGAGGACACUGCUUCCUGGGCAAGAUACCAAUGGAGCUACUUCACUUAUCAUGGGAGAAGUCUCCUGACUUGAGUGCGGGGGAGAAAGCUGAGAUGCUGUCAACAGUUGACCUGCACUCCUACUUCAUGAAGCAGACAAGCUAUUUGGGAGAAGACAAAUGCCUUUCAUUUCAGACUCCUCAUGUCGCGGAGGGCCCGGGUAAGUUGCAGCGACUUCAAGUGAGCAUUGCAGCAGAAGAAGUUGGAGCUAAAGAGAGAUCUUCUUAUGAUUCAUUCUCAUACAGUGACAUUUCUACCUCUUCAUUGCCUCAGAUCAUUAGGUUGAGGACAGGAAAUGUUGUUUUCAACUACAGAUACUAUAACAAUAAGUUGCAGAAGACUGAAGUGACAGAGGACUUUACAUGUCCUUUUUGUUUGGUGAAAUGUGUAAGCUUUAAGGGUCUAAGAUGUCAUUUAUCCUCCUCCCAUGACCUCUUCAACUUUGAAUUCUGGGUAACUGAAGAAUUUCAAGCUGUAAAUGUUUCUGUGAGAACUGACAUAUGGAGACCUGAGAUAGUUGCAGCUGGUGUUGACCCUCAGCAACAAAUAUUUUUCUUUUGUUCUAAGCCACUACGACGUACUAAAUUGAAGUGCCUAGUUCAAAGUUCAAAGCAUGUGCAUCCCUUAGUCUUAGAUUCAGAGUUGCCAGGAUCAAUCAAUCAGCUUCAUGACAAAACUGAUGAGUGUGUGGAACAUGAUGCAUUUGGUCUCAAAGUGUCAACUGUGAGAGCUCAGUCAUAUACAGACCCUGAAGGUCUCCAGUCAUCAUUACCCGGAAGCAACCUUACACCUCCUGCUAUACUACAAUUUGCAAAGACAAGGAAGUUAUCAGCUGAACGCUCUGACCCCAGAAACCGUGCACUCUUACAGAAGCGACAGUUCUUUCACUCUCAUAGAGCUCAGGUAAGAAUUUGUUUUGCUUUGUUUUGUACAUGGCACUCUUUUAAUUUUCAUGCCUGAAUGUAUUUUUUUGAUGAAAUAAAAUAAUCAAACUCAGAACUCCGAAAAUGUUUCUUUUUUAGAGUUCUCGCAAUUCAACACUAUACAGUUAUGGACAAAUAUAAAGUUUUUGGAUUCAGAAAAGCUUGAUCCCCAUUAUGUGGUUUACCAUUUAGCACUAUUUAACAUUUGGAGAUUACGAUCUAGAACUACCCUCCAUGCUAGGUUCGGGUAGUUAUCAAAUACUGCAAGUACCAUUGAUCGUGUAAUCUCGGUAGUGGAUCCCACUAAAACCCCCAUGUCGAAUUAUUUAUCAUCGCCUUGUUGAUGGAGAAGUUUAAGAAAUGCCGCCUUUAUGCCGGACAUCUCGCCAUCUCAUUGUCAGAUUUCAAGUUCAUCUUCCACUUUCAGCUACAUCUUUUGAAAGAAUUUUAAAUAUGGAAUUGUUCUUUUCUCACCUUUCAUUGCUAACAUGAAAUGAACAAUUUGGGACUUCAACGAUCUUAAAGUGCUUCCUUUUUUGGUAGUGACACUUUUUGAUGAGACAUUAAAAAUGUAAAGCCUGUCAAAUGAUAUAAUACAAAUGUGCUACUUUGCAGGAACACAUUGAUCAUCUAAAAGAUAAUGAAAUAAAUCCUUGCGUUUUCGGCUGUACCGAAUGUUAUUUUUUGCUUCUGUGGAACUAUGUUCAGAUUAUGAGUUUGUUGACUGUGCUUUAGAAUUUUCAAAUCUAUUUAUAUGAUAUCUACUUUACCUUUUUCUAGUUCUCUGCGUUCCUCUUCAUAAUUUGCUUGUGGUCCUUGACACUUGAAUAACAAUUGGAAGAAUGAACAGUUCAAGUAAUUCAUAUAAUGUUAUUACUUGUGAUCGUCCAUUCUCAGUACUCUUAGUGGUGUCAAAUUGUUUAACAUUAUUUUGUAGAGAGCUCGGGGAUGUCUAAUGCCUUGCAUCACUAUAUUGUAUACAUGGGGUCCAAUUUUCUAAAGGAUAUUUUAGAAAUAUAUCUUCUUUCUGGUCUUGUUCUCUUUGAUGUCAGUUCAUACACACAUGACUAAUGAGUCUAGUAUUCAUGCUUUCCUACGCACGCUACAU
Molecule: messenger RNA, 2990 nt
Organism: Olea europaea var. sylvestris
Lineage: Eukaryota; Viridiplantae; Streptophyta; Magnoliopsida; Lamiales; Oleaceae
Product: polycomb group protein EMBRYONIC FLOWER 2-like
Exons: 18
Coding region: 339-1919 (526 amino acids)
Cellular component (GO): nucleus
Molecular function (GO): chromatin DNA binding
Source: RefSeq, a predicted model, not a curated record